AUGGUCAGCUAUUUGCUGGACCAUCUCGACCUUGACGAUGUUUGGCAACUGAGUCUCACCUGUCGGCGUCUGAGGUCUCUGGUGACAGAAUCGCACAUAGCAAAACGACUGCUUGAGGUACUGUCUUGCCACACGGUACCCCUAUCUUUUCUUCUAUGGACUAAGCUGACUUCUACGCCUGCGACACAGACAAAAGCACCGGCAGCAACAGAGACUAAAAAUGCCCUCAUUGUCAAGAACUAUGCCCACGAACUUCGACGCUUGUUGAAGCGCCGCCAAUCCAUCUCUUCGGUCACCCCCUACUUGGCUGCUGUCGUUGGCUUUGGCGAGGACUGGAUAUACCAAAAUGGCGUAUUGUGUUACAUCCAACAGGGCCAACUUCGAAUAUUAGACCUCCAUGGGUCCGCAGCCGCUGAGAUCGUUGUCAACAUUCGACUUUUUCUUGACGAAGCGAUUCCAGGAUCUCGCAAUAUACGCAACUAUCGGUUUCGGCCUCUCAACAUUUCGAACAACAUCGUUUCCUGUUUAUAUUACUAUAAGCCGCGCUGCACAACGGGAUGUGACUUUGGUUCUGUCUAUGCGGGUUCGCUCGUCGUCUUCAGUGCUCAGACUCGCAAAGUGCUUACUACGCGACGUCUAGAAAAUUUCGAUCCUAACGGGCUCACGGUACGAAACAACGACGGAUUCUUAUUUCUCAUCGAAAGAUCUCACUAUCAUGAAGGACGAGCGGCAUUAUGGAACUCUUACAACUUUUCAGCCAACGCUUGGCAUGACCAUACUCACUUGCUGCACCUCGACUUUCACUCAUCUGAAAUAGGCAUCACCCAUUGCUUCGAAAUAUUCAACGGUCACGUUUAUUUUCUUUCAAACUAUAGCGAGCUCGAAGAAGAGGAAGGCGAUUGGGUGUCACCUUAUCAUUGCCUAAGAUUUCCUUUCGCUUUCAAUGCUCCGGAAAUACUCGGGCAUGGCCAACUGUUGCGCAGAACACAUCUGGAUGGGCCAAUGGACCAUAGAUGGACGUUCCUGAAGAUGUUCAAAGAUGAGGCAACGGGCAAAACCAAGAUUUUGGAGUCGCGAAAAGAAUGGAUCAAAGGGAGUUCAUCCACGACACGUACUUACUAUACAACCACGAUCAAAUGGCCUGACAAGAAAGAGAGUCAUGGGGUACAUGACUCCCUGGAAAAUGGAUCCUAUCGAAGCAGCACCAGUGGAAACGAUUUCGGUGGAAACAGCACAAGCCCAGGCUACGCGAGUAAUCCAGGCGAUGAGCCUCAACCAGAAGAUGGCACGUCGGGACCUGGCGAAUCGGACUCAAAUCAUCGACGGGUUAACAGGGCACCAAGAAUCCUACCUCCCCGGGACUCUCAAGACAUCCAUCCUGGAGAUGACAGCUCCAAAGGACCGAUAUUCCCUCGCAGUAAAUGCCCGAUCUUGUCAUACCAUCCGUCUUGCCAAACGUUCCUUGAUCUAGUGGACUUAUCGCCGUCGAAUUCGGACAAACUGCAGAUGCGUCUCCGUGGAGGUACACGACAUCGCCGAAGGCCAGAAGAGAUUGAAGAACGGAGCCGUUCUACGGAUGACGAAAGCUCGUUGUCAGUUGCAGAAAAACACUUCAAAAAAGUAUACAAAAUGUAUAAACACGAAGAACCCAUCACUUGGCCACCCGAUCAGGACCCCAACUCCCCUAACACAGCUUUAGCCCAACUCUACGAAAUCCUUAGCCCGCCAAAAUACGCGGGCGAAAUCACUGGCGAUUGGGAUGAGCGUUCGUUUGUGUAUGCUGCGCAAGCGACUGAUGGCAGUAAGGAGAAGGCUCUUGUGUUUAUCUCCUUUGAUCCGUCCAUUUCGCUCGCGGGAACUUUGCCAUACCCAGGUCCAAUGGUCCUUGGUCGACCUCAGCCAACAACCGACAGAAACGCUCCAACAACUACGGACGACAGGUCUGCUGCUCCUAACAGCCAUGACGAUGAACCAAGAAGGGGGAGGCAGCUGGAAAGAGCAGGGCACACUGCAAGGGAAAGGCAGGCAGUGAGGAGGAGGCACGUGUCAACGGCAAGGAAUGCACCGGCAGAGGCAACACAGGUGCGUAGCACUAAGACAGACGCUAUCUGGUGCACUAUUGAACCAGCACAGUAUCAAACCAUUAAAAAAGGAUUUCAUUUCUGCGUCUGA
This is a messenger RNA of Sordaria macrospora k-hell, 2172 nucleotides long. RefSeq lists its product as uncharacterized. The record is from RefSeq and is a predicted model, not a curated record. NCBI's taxonomy places the organism in Eukaryota, Fungi, Ascomycota, Sordariomycetes, Sordariales, Sordariaceae. Gene Ontology annotation, molecular function: protein binding.